Molecule: messenger RNA, 1676 nt
Organism: Populus nigra (black poplar)
Lineage: Eukaryota; Viridiplantae; Streptophyta; Magnoliopsida; Malpighiales; Salicaceae
Product: UDP-glycosyltransferase 87A1-like
Exons: 2
Coding region: 84-1475 (463 amino acids)
Molecular function (GO): UDP-glycosyltransferase activity
Source: RefSeq, a predicted model, not a curated record
UCCCCGUCCAUCAUUAUAUGAAGAAAACAUAAAAUCCUCCAUCAAUUACCUCCGCAAUUACAAGCACCAACCACAGCCCAAAGAUGGGUACCCUCAGAACGGAACCAACCACCACCCUUCACGUGGUGGCGAUGCCAUAUCCCGGAAGAGGCCACGUAAAUCCCAUGAUGAAUCUUUGCGAACUCAUGUCUUCCAGAAAACCAGACAUCCUCUUCACCUUUGUUGUAACAGAGGAAUGGUAUGACCUCAUCCACUCAGAUACUAAGAAGCCAGCCAACAUCCACUUCGCCACCAUCCCCAACUGCAUACCGUCUGAGGUAGGCCGUGCCAAAGACUUCCUGGGAUUCUUGGAGGCUGUUGCCACAAAAAUGGAAGCUCCUUUUGAGCAGCUCCUUGAUCGGCUUGAGCUGCCGGUGGAUGUUAUUGUAGCUGAUACUUACCUGGACUGGGUGGUGCAUGUUGGGAAUCGGAGGAAUAUUCCUGUUGCUUCUCUUUGGACCAUGUCAGCCUAUGUUUUUUCACUGUCCCGUCAUUUCGAGCUACUCGAGCAAAACGGCCAUUUUCCGGUGGAGCUAUCGGAACGAGGUGAAGAACGAGUGGACUACAUUCCUGGAAUUCCUCCAACGCGUUUAGUUGAUUUUCCAAAUAUAUUUCAUGGAAAUGGUCGACAAAUCAUGCCUCGAUCUCUAGAGGCUGUUUCAGUGGUGUCGAAAGCUCAGUAUCUUCUGUUCACUUCUUUCUACGAUCUUGAAGCCCCAGUAAUCAGCGCUUUAAAACCCAAGUUUCCUUUUCCUGUAUACCCUAUUGGCCCUAGCAUACCCUAUUUCAAAAUCACAGACAACUCUUCAGUUAUUGGCAGUAAUCACAAUGUGCCUGGCUGCAUUGAAUGGCUAAAUUCCCAACCUGAAGGCUCCGUGCUAUAUGUUUCAAUGGGAAGUUUCCUUUCAGUAUCAAGUUCCCAAAUGGAAGAAAUUGUUGCUGGGGUUCAUAAUAGCGGUGUUCGAUUCUUGUGGGUGUCCCGAGGGGAAACAACUCCUUUUAAAGAUGGUGGUGGUAAUAUGGGGCUAGUUGUGCCAUGGUGCGACCAAAUAAGGGUGCUGUGCCAUUCUGCUGUUGGAGGUUUUUGGACACAUUGUGGGUGGAAUUCCACUCUUGAAGCUGUUUUUGCUGGAGUUCCAAUGCUUACUUCUCCUAUAUUUUGGGAUCAAAUUACAAACAGAAAAUUAAUUGUGGAAGACUGGCAGAUAGGAUGGAGAGUGAAGAGGGAGGAGGGAAGCGAAAUUUUGGUGACAAGAGAAGAAAUUUCAAAGCUUGUGAAAAAUUUUAUGGAUGCAGAGAACAUUGAGGUGAAAGCAAUGCGGAAGAGAGCUAAAGAACUUCAAGAGACUUGUCGUGGAGCUAUUGCGAAGGGUGGAUCAUCUGACACUAAUCUUGAAUCUUUCAUAAGGGACAUUUCACAAGGCCAGGCUAAGUGAGCUGGUUGAUUAUGAAUUGAAGUAGUCUUCAAUCUUCAUCCUUGAAUAAUGCAUUAAAUUUCUAGCUAAUUUGAGGCCUAAGACCAUGCAUUUUUGGAAAUGAAUGUGAAAUGCAUUUUUGAAAAUGGAUGUGAAAUUGUAGCUUUCUUAACGAAAUUUGCAUAAUAACAGAGUCUUUGAGUAGGCUCUACUACUUAUUUA